AUGAAAUCCUUCAUUUUCUCUUCAGUCGCCCUUCUGGUUUGCUUAACUCCCGCCACCUAUUCUUGGGGUAGCGAAGGUCACCGUACAGUGGGACGUAUAGCGCAAAACUUUCUCACUAGUGAUGUAAGCAAUCAAGUGGCUACUUUACUUGGCCCCUCCGAUACGUUGGAAUCUGUGUCUACGUGGGCUGACAUAAUUAAAAGGGACCCUAUGUGGACUUGGUCCGCGAGACUUCACUUCAUUGACACUCAAGAUGAUCCGACGGCUGUUUGCAAUGUUGAUGAGACGGAAAUUGCGUUGUUGGAGGCAACCAUUGCCAAUUACACAACUCAAUUAGACAGUUCAAAUGGUUUUAGCUCCCAAGAAAGGAAUAUUGCACUCAAGUUUCUCACUCAUUUCUUUGGAGACAUAACGCAACCGUUACACGUAUGCGGAAAAGAACUAGGAGGAAACCAGCAUCUUGUCACAUUCGAUGGACGUAGCACAAACCUUCAUGCCAUCUGGGACACUGAUAUGAUCCGCAAACGACUGACUGAUUUCUCGAGUUCUCCUGAUAACGCUGUUGAAGCAUAUGCUGCAAACCUAACUGACACAAUCAAUUCUGGCAAUUACAAAGACAUUUCAUCUGGCUGGGUCUCAUGCAUAGGGGCGUCCCAAGAUGCUAAACAAUGUCCGUUACAGUGGGCAACGGAUAGCGACGCUCUAAAUUGCCAGGUCGUGUGGGGUUACGUUCUUGCUAAUCCAGAUGUGGACUUAGACGGUGAAUAUUAUAACUCGGUUGUUCCCUCCAUCGAUUUGCAGCUUGCUAAAGCAGGGUAUAGAUUGGGAACGUUUUUGAACCAAUUGCUCGGUAAAGGUGGAGCUAAAUUUUUGCUGGCGUAG
Paraglomus occultum is the source of this 882-nucleotide messenger RNA. NCBI's taxonomy places the organism in Eukaryota, Fungi, Glomeromycota, Glomeromycetes, Paraglomerales, Paraglomeraceae. The record is from the annotation of a GenBank genome assembly.